This is a messenger RNA of Trichoplusia ni (cabbage looper), 2462 nucleotides long. RefSeq names its product CDK5RAP3-like protein. The coding region runs from base 134 to 1663 and encodes 509 amino acids. Gene Ontology annotation, biological process: regulation of mitotic cell cycle; regulation of cyclin-dependent protein serine/threonine kinase activity. NCBI's taxonomy places the organism in Eukaryota, Metazoa, Arthropoda, Insecta, Lepidoptera, Noctuidae. Gene Ontology annotation, cellular component: endomembrane system. The transcript has 10 exons. The record is from RefSeq and is a predicted model, not a curated record.
GUUUGACGUUGUUUGUUGGAUCACAGUUUGACACGUCAUUCAUAACAACAACAGCUGCUGCUGUUGGCAAAAACAUAUUUAUCAAAAGAUAACUUAUUAAACACGUUAAAUAUAGAGGAAACAACUUGAAAACAUGGACGAGAGCAAUAUUCCUAUAGACAUCAACAUUGGGAAGUUGCAAGAUUGGUUGGUGAGCCGCCGUCAUGUGAAUAAAGAAUGGCAGAAGAGCCUGCCGCCUGUGCGGGAGAAGAUAAACAAUGCUCUGCAGGACAUGCCUGCUCACGACGACAUAGCGAGCCUGUUGGCUGGCAGCUAUAUCAACUACUUCCACUGUCGGAAGAUCAUUGACAUUUUGAAGGAGACCGAGGCAGACACGAAGAAUUUGUUUGGAAGAUAUGGAUCACAAAGAAUGAAAGACUGGCAGGAUAUUACAAAGAACUAUGAAAAGGAAAACCUGUAUUUAGCAGAAGCUGCACAGAUCCUAGUCCGGAAUAUUAAUUAUGAAAUCCCUGGUCUAAAAAAGCAGAUAGCUAAGGAAGAACAGUCACAAGCGGAGUGUGAAAAGAAACACUUGGACUUUUUGAAGAAUGAGGCGUCAAGCAAGUCAGAGUUCCUGACGCUGUGCAAACAGCUUGGGAUACAAGGAGACAGGAUUAAGAAAGAGCUUGUGGAUAGACUGCAGGAGUUACCUGAAAUUUAUGACAAGAUUGGCAAAAACCUGAAACCUUUACAGCCAGGCAUAGAAUUAUAUUCUGCCUUCUCAAAGUACAUCCUAGGUGACAAGGCGACAGAGGUGUUGCCACUUUUACAAUAUGUCGUGGAUAAUGGCAACACCACGGUGUACGAGUGGAGUUACGGUGAGCCACCGCUGAGCGUGGAGCCGGACCCAGUGCAUAUCGAGUUGGAUGACGAGGAUCAAGGCGCUGGGGAUCAGAUAGAUUUCGGCGACAGCAAUGAGAUAGACUUCGGUGCUAUAGACGCGCCGGCUGCCGAAAUAGACUUUGGUGACGGAGACGCGGGCGGCGAGAUCGACUGGGGGAACAUCGAUGUUGCCUCACCUGAAAAUAUUGAUAUAUCGGCGGACCUGGCGCAGGUGUCCCUUGAAGAGUCUGGUAUCGUGGUGGAGGACGCAGGCGUGUGCGGCGGCGUGGCGCGCGGGAAGGACGCGCUCACCCUCAUGGACAACCCGCACACCAGGAACCAGAUCAUAGACCAGCUCGUCGAGUUGGAGUCAUUCCUGAAGAUGCGCCUGUACGAGACGAACACGUCUGGCGACAGCCACAGCUUCAGCCUGCUGCAGCAGCUGCCGGCGGAGAGCACGGCGGCGCUGUCGGGCAUGCUGGCCGCCGUGCAGGUCGCCGCCGCCAAGCUCACCGCGCCAGAGAUCAAUCAUCUGCACAAUGUGAAGCACUCGCCUAGAUACGUGGACGUGCUAACAGGCCAGCUGCAGCAGAAGCUGUCGCUGUGCGGCAAGCUGUCGCGGCUGGCGGCGCGCGCGGGCGAGGCGGGCGCGGCGGCGGGCGCGCGCGCGGCGCAGGCGCGGCCCGUACUGGCGCGGGUGCUGCACACCACCAGGGAGCUGCAGGGACAGAUUGAGGCCGACAUAUCGAAGAAGUACAAAGGCAGACCCGUCAACAUUAUAGGAGGCGUGAAAUUCUUAUAAAUUUACAAUUGUACGACAAGCAAAAACGGCACCUAUAAUAUAGGUCACAAGAACUCUGCAUGGAAAUGGGGCGUGGACUCCUAUAAACGGCAUUGCUCGCCUACACUUGCUACGCCCCGAUACUCGGUGCUCACUAUAGGAAGACACACUGACGUCGCCUUUACAAAGCUACUAAAAUACACCAUAGAAAAUUGCCAUGACUUAGCUAAGCCUGACAUCCAAGGUAUAGUUAAAAGCAAACACCAAUUCAAAAUCAAAAGUUUUUACUCCAAGUUGGCCGAUUUUCAGACCCUUUUAAAACGUGACAGUAAUGACUCUUAGGGAAUGGUUCCAAAAUAGCAUUCCUACCGAGAAAAGCCGCCAAGCAACUCGGACAGUUACUCUUUUAAAUAUACAGUACAUCAUAUACAUUAUCAUUAAGGCAUGCAAGAACAGCAUAAAAUAGAAAAAUAGUAAAACACUGGUAAAACGUGUCACUAAAAUACUGGUACUUUGUUAAUCUAAUUAUGCCCUGUAAUUCUGUUGGUACUGCUAUAGUAAGUAUUGAGACGAAGCUAAGUUACUGUAGGCGACCUGUGGCUGGUUAAAGGAGGCCACACCCCUAUAGGAUAAGGUGAAUCGAUCGUAAACGAUCAAUCGAAUCGAUUAUAAUCGAUACUUUGGAAACGAUUGUGAUAUUGUAAGUGUGCAAUUGAACGGUGUUUGGCAAUCGAGUGCUCUGGGUACUACUGUAAAGUAAUUGUAUAAAACUUAUUGUUAAUUAUUCAUUAUUAAUAUAAUGCCAUCUUUUAUAAUCGAG